AUGGCGGAUCAAUCUUUGGCUAUCCUUCAAAAGAAGGUCCAUCAUCGAGGCCCACAGUCGAAUGCCUUAAUGGGGUCGUCGAACUUCUUCGUUGAUGACGGGAACAAAUCGGGUUCCUCUGGAAAUCGCGACUCGUUUGAACUGAAGAGCAUGGAUUCAACUCGAAUUCGUAGUGCAGAUAUAAUUGAUACAAAUCAAGAACACAAGAAAAGGUGUUUCGAGAAAUUGGUGGUACGUACAGAACGGAUGACGAAAGAAAACGUAGAAGAUGUCAAAUGUUCACUGAAGGUUGAAGUCAUUGAUGAUACGGCUCUAAUCGAGGCCACUGCUGCUGUUUCUGGAUUCAAGAAUUCUUAUGGGAAAGAAACUGAUGUGGGUAUCGGACAUAAUCCAGGAAAUCUUGGUGGUUCGAAGAAUCCAAAGCAAGAAAAUGAUGGCAAGAAGAAAAGGAACAAAGUAUCCAAGAAAGGGAAGGGGUGUUCGAUGAAAUGCGUGAAAGAGAAAAAGUUGAAUACUCAAGUGGUUGAAGAUCAAAGCGCAAAACAUAAGAAGAUUCCAGAUGGAAAGGGUCCAAAUGGGUUUAGAAAAACGUACCCCAAAGUGAAACUUGUUUACCGAAAGAAGGAUUCCAUUGGUCCAAACUCGAUAGCCGCUGAUGUUCAAGAACAUCUGAUUUCUGAAACUGAAAGUGAACCCGAAAAGAUCAUUGAAGGGGCCUUCCAAGAACCCGAGUCAAAUUUGAAGGCGUCAGAUGAAAAUGAAGAAGAAUCCACCAUCGAACUGGUAGAAACUGAACCCGUAAUCGACAAUGAUGAUGGGUUGCAAUCAAACCCUAAAAAGAAUGAAGAAGAAGAUCAAAAUGUCUGUGAAACUGCAACUGCAAGUGUAGAAUCAAAGAAAAUGGCGUACACAAGGGAGGAAAUGGAGGCACUAAGAUUUGCCAAUGAAGAUGAACAGAAGAAGAAAUGGGCGAAGAUUUAUGAUGGGUUUUCAUCUUCUGUUGCAAAAGAGUACAUCAGUCUUCUUUCUGACAUGAACAAACAGCAGACACAAAGGUACAAUCGUGUUGCAAAUUGUGGGUCUACUUUUAAUCGUCAUGCUAUUCUUAGUAUGCCUCCUGUUUUACCUUUGGGUUCAUCAUCAAGUUACAAAAAGAUGGCGCCAAUUGUUCAUACAGGUUUCAGGGUAAAUUUCACCUGA
Molecule: messenger RNA, 1200 nt
Organism: Lactuca virosa
Lineage: Eukaryota; Viridiplantae; Streptophyta; Magnoliopsida; Asterales; Asteraceae
Source: the annotation of a GenBank genome assembly